This is a messenger RNA of Toxotes jaculatrix (banded archerfish), 1640 nucleotides long. RefSeq names its product charged multivesicular body protein 3 (gene chmp3). Lineage: Eukaryota; Metazoa; Chordata; Actinopteri; Toxotidae. The record is from RefSeq and is a predicted model, not a curated record. The transcript has 6 exons. The coding region runs from base 96 to 758 and encodes 220 amino acids. Gene Ontology annotation, biological process: endosome transport via multivesicular body sorting pathway; protein transport; late endosome to vacuole transport. Gene Ontology annotation, cellular component: multivesicular body; ESCRT III complex.
CGGGCCUGAGAACAGGAAGUGCUUGUCUAACAUACUGAGCUAACCAGCUAUAUUUAGUCAGGUAGGUUAGCUGGGCAUUUAACUCUGUACUCAUAAUGGGACUGUUCGGCAGAACACCGGAGAAACCACCAAAAGACCUGAUCAAUGAAUGGUCUCAGAAAAUCAGAAAGGAAAUGAGAGUGAUUGACAGACAAAUUCGAGAUAUUCAAAGGGAACAAGAAAAAGUGAAAAGAUCCAUCAAAGAUGCUGCCAAAAAGGGCCAGAAGGACGUGUGUGUGGUGCUCGCAAAGGAGAUGAUUCAGUCAAAACGAGCCAUCACAAAGCUUUAUGCUUCCAAAGCCCACAUGAACUCUGUGCUACUCAGCAUGAAGAAUCAGCUUGCUGUACUGCGUGUUGCUGGGGCCCUGCAGAGGAGCACAGAGGUCAUGAAAGCCAUGCAGAGUCUUGUCAAAGUCCCAGAGAUCCAGGCCACCAUGAGGGAACUAUCAAAAGAGAUGAUGAAGGCCGGCAUCAUUGAGGAAAUGCUUGAGGACACAUUUGAGAGCAUGGAGGAUGGAGAGGAGAUGGAGGAAGCAGCAGAGGAGGAAGUUGACAAGAUCCUCUUUGAGAUCACUGCAGGUGCCCUUGGCAAAGCGCCGAGCAAGGUCAUAGAUGCCCUGCCUGAAAUGGAGCCUGCUGGAGCCACUGCAGCUUCAGAGGAUGAAUCAGAGGAGGACAUUGAAGCGAUGCAGUCAAGAUUGGCAGCUCUGAGGAGCUAAGGUGAACUGCUACUGUCAUGUUAAAGUCAGUUUGCUCACUCCAUAAAGGACAGAAAGAAUUCUGGUGCAGGGUUUACAGUGCUGAGCAUCCUCUGUGCUUCAUAUUAUAAUUAUUAUUUCACAUAAUCAGUUUGGGUUAACUUUGUGCUAUAAUAGUUAAUGUCUUUAAAAAACAGUCUUUUUUUAUUGAGCAUUUGGUCUACUCAGCCAGAAGAAAAGGUGUUUUUGCUUUUUGUCUUUUAUUAUCAGGGGGUAACCCUUGGUAAGUCCUUAUUAUCCAAAGUCAAGCUGAAGGUUUAAGAAAGUGUAUAUAAUGUAAGUAUGAAAAGCCUGCUGUGCCUACAGUGCUUCAUCAUAUUCAUCUCCUGUCCUAAGUUAUGGACUCGUGGUGGAGGUACUUGGGUAUUUAUGAUCCAAACAAGUGAUUAAAUAACUGUCGAUGGAGGCCACCCAGCACAUAAAUCACUCCCUAGAUUCCUGUUCAGCAGUAGUAAUAAUACAUUUUGUAAGCAACAGCUGUUCUGUUUUACUAGUGAUUAGCCUUUAUUAUCUGAAACACUAGAGGUGGUGGGUGGAUUUCUCUUUUGAUAGUCAAUUUUCUGUACAGUCAAAAUGUGUCAAUUCUAUAUGUGGUCAAACACGUGAAAUACACUCAGCAGGAAAAUGCACGCACACUCCCCUAACCUAUUCUUUGCAUUAACAUUCUGCUUGUUCAGUGUUUGACUUUGUGUCACGAUUGAGUUUCCUCUCAGCGGGAAGAUGCAGAAGGCAAUGGAAAAGUUGGUUAGUGCAGAGCUUAUGUAUCGUGAAAGUACAUUGUGUGUAUAAUUUUUCUAUGUGAAUGGGGGGAAAACAUAAGGAAAUAAACUUUUAAGAACAGAA